This is a messenger RNA of Mycena indigotica, 1509 nucleotides long. Its product is annotated as SE domain-containing protein. The coding region runs from base 10 to 1509 and encodes 499 amino acids. NCBI's taxonomy places the organism in Eukaryota, Fungi, Basidiomycota, Agaricomycetes, Agaricales, Mycenaceae. Gene Ontology annotation, molecular function: squalene monooxygenase activity; flavin adenine dinucleotide binding. Gene Ontology annotation, biological process: ergosterol biosynthetic process. Gene Ontology annotation, cellular component: membrane; endoplasmic reticulum. The transcript has 5 exons. The record is from RefSeq and is a predicted model, not a curated record.
UUUCUUUCCAUGUCCCAGCACCCACCCCCACAAUUUGACGUCCUCAUAGUGGGCGCCGGCGUUGCUGGUUGCGCCCUCGCCCAUGCCCUCUCCACCGAGCUGCGCUCAACUCCGCUACGAAUUGGCCUGCUUGAACGGUCUUUGGAAGAGCCAGACCGGAUAGUCGGCGAGCUAAUGCAACCGGGCGGGGUUCUGGCACUGCGAAAGCUUGGGCUGGAAGGCGUAUUGGAGGGUAUUGAUGCUGCUCCAGUCGAGGGCUAUUGCGUCUACGAUGCUGCGCGCGGUAAAGUGGUCAAAAUUCCGUAUCCAGGAGGUCAUAGAGGGCGGGCAUUCCACCACGGCAGGCUUAUUAUGAAUCUAAGGGCUGCUGCACAAAAGGCAAAAGGUGUCGAGGUCAUCGAGGCGACAGUAACAGACCUCAUAGAAGACGCUUCUUCCCGAGUUGUUGGAGUACGAGCCUCAGUAAAGGGAGAGGAGGAUAAGCGGACGUUUUCAGCGCGGUUGGUUGUCAUUGCGGAUGGCUGCUACUCGAACUUCCGGAGCGUGGUGCUUGGCCCAGCAGGAAAACCGGUCACGAAAAGCCAUUUCAUCGGUGUUGUGCUUGAAGACGCAGCCUUGCCCAUUGCCAACCAUGGUACUGUCUGCCUCGUCAAAGGUUCAGGGCCCGUGCUAUUAUACCGCAUCUCCCAAAACGACACCCGCAUUCUUAUUGACGUCAAAACACCAAUACCGGCCGACCUGAAGACACAUAUCCUCGCCAAUAUUGCACCACAACUCCCACAAUGCACGCAGCCUUCUGUUAUUCGAGCAAUCGAGAAGGACCGCCUGCGGCGCAUGCCCAACUCUUGGUUACCCUCGACACCACAAACCAGCGCUUCAUCAAAACCCGGGGUCUUGCUCAUUGGCGACUCUUGGAAUAUGAGGCAUCCAUUGACGGGCGGUGGAAUGACAGUCGCAUUGAAUGAUGUGGCCUCGCUCAAACCAUUGUUGGGUGCCGUUGAGAAUCUUGAUGACUGGAGGGAGGUCAAGGGAGCGUUGGACGCUUGGUUUGUGGCUCGGAAACCGCUGGCGUCGACCGUGAACAUUCUGAGCGUGGCAUUAUAUGAUUUGUUUGGGGCAGAUGCACCGGAACUGGAGGUUCUAAGGACAGGUUGCUUCAAAUAUUUCGAACUUGGGGGAGAAUGUGUCAACGGACCGGUCUCUAUUCUCUCUGCGCUCGCCCCAUCUCCUGCACUUCUCACGUAUCACUUCUUCCGUGUUGCGUUCUACGCAAUCUGGGUCAUGUUCACACACCCCCGAGCUAUUCCUGGAGAGAAAACGCGUCUCGCGCCGCCCCGACUCGAUGAAUACCCUUUCCUCUUUCUUCGGAGUCUGCAAGUAUUCUAUACAGCCUGUGUGGUGUUUGGACCGCUCUUAUGGGAGGAGAUGGUCGUUCACGCAAUGCCCAGUCGGAUGCAGAUAUUGGUUUCGCUUGCUACGCUCGGUGUUGGCUACGCAUUAUUCUUAUAA